Orycteropus afer afer is the source of this 2163-nucleotide messenger RNA. Lineage: Eukaryota; Metazoa; Chordata; Mammalia; Tubulidentata; Orycteropodidae. The record is from RefSeq and is a predicted model, not a curated record.
AUGGCUGAUGAUAAAGAGACAAAGCAUGGAGGACACAAGAAUGGGAAGAAAGGAGGGCUCUCUGGAAGUUCAUUUUUUACUUGGUUUAUGGUCAUUGCCUUGCUGGGAGUCUGGACAUCGGUAGCUGUCGUUUGGUUUGAACUUGUUGAUUAUGAGGAAGUUCUAGGAAAGCUUGGAGUCUAUGAUGCUGACGGUGAUGGGGAUUUUGAUAUGGAUGAUGCCAAAGUUUUAUUAGGACUUAAGGAAAGAUCUGCCUCAGAGCCAAAAGUACCAUUGGAAGAGUUGGAGCCACAUGAAGUGCACGGGGAGCAGGCACCCUCUGAGGCAGAGUCCCAGAAUAUCGAAGAUGAAGUAAAGGAACAAAUUCAGUCCCUUCUCCAUGAAACGGUACAUACAGAACAUGGGGAGGACCUGCAUCAAGAAGAGGAUGCACCAGCAAGAGAUCAGGAACUGGAAGAUGAAGAUUUCCUUACAGGAAAUGAUGUAGAGGAGAAAUUUGAGAACCUGGAAACUGAAACAUUUCAUGAAGAAACUGAGGAGAGUUACCACAUGGAAGAGACAGCUCAACAGGAUGAUAAUCAGGGCACGGAAGAGAUGAUAUCUGAACAGGAAAAUCCAGAUUCCAGUGAACCAGUAGUAGAUGAUGAAAGGUUGCACCAUGAUGCAGAUGAUACAACAUACCAAGUCUAUGAUGAGCAAGUAUAUGAACCAUCGGAAAAUGAAAGAAUAGAAAUUUCAGAUAAUGCUGUAGAAGAUUCAAACAUAAUUUCAGAAGAAGGGACUGCUCCCCCUGCAGAAGAACAACAGGAAGUACCAGCAGAAACAAUUAGCAAGACAAAUGAUCCAGAACAAAAAGAAAAAGUUAAGAAAAAGAAGCCUAAACUUUUAAAUAAAUUUGAUAAGACUAUUAAAGCUGAACUUGAUGCUGCAGAAAAACUCCGUAAAAGGGGAAAAAUUGAGGAAGCAGUGAAUGCAUUUGAAGAACUAGUGCACAAGUACCCACACAGUCCACGGGCGAGAUACGGAAAGGCACAGUGUGAAGAUGAUUUAGCCGAGAAGAGGAGAAGCAAUGAGGUGCUCCGGGGGGCCAUUGAGACUUACCAGGAGGUGGCCAGCCUGCCCGAUGUCCCCGCAGACCUGGUGAAGCUAAGUUUGAAACGGCGGUCAGAAAGACAACAAUUUCUAGGUCACAUGAGAGGUUCCCUGCUGACCCUACAGAGAUUAGUUCAAUUAUUCCCCAAUGAUUCUUCCUUAAAGAAUGACCUUGGAGUGGGAUACCUCUUGAUAGGAGAUAAUGACAAUGCCAAGAAGGUUUAUGAAGAGGUUCUGACUGUGACACCUAAUGAUGGCUUUGCUAAAGUGCAUUAUGGCUUUAUCCUGAAAGCACAGAACAAGAUUGCAGAGAGUAUUCCCUACUUAAAGGAAGGGAUAGAAUCUGGUGAUCCUGGCACUGAUGAUGGGCGAUUUUAUUUCCACUUAGGAGAUGCCAUGCAGAGGGUUGGGGAUAAAGAGGCAUAUAAGUGGUAUGAGCUUGGGCACAAGAGAGGACAUUUUGCAUCUGUUUGGCAACGAUCCCUCUACAAUGUGAAAGGACUCAAAGCUCUGCCAUGGUGGACCACAAAGGAAACAGGCUACACAGAAUUGGUGAAGUCCUUAGAAAGAAACUGGAAGUUAAUUCGUGAUGAAGGCCUGGCAGUGAUGGACAAAGCCAGAGGCCUCUUUCUGCCUGAGGAUGAAAACCUGAGGGAGAAGGGCGACUGGAGCCAGUUCACACUCUGGCAGCAAGGAAGAAAAAAUGAAAAUGCUUGUAAAGGAGCUCCUAAAACCUGUACUUUACUAGAAAAAUUCCCUGAGACCACGGGAUGCAGAAGAGGACAGAUCAAAUAUUCUGUCAUGCACCCGGGGACGCACGUGUGGCCGCACACGGGGCCCACAAAUUGCAGGCUCCGAAUGCACCUGGGUUUGGUGAUCCCCAAGGAAGGCUGCAAGAUCAGAUGCGCCAACGAGACCAAGACAUGGGAAGAAGGCAAGGUGCUCAUCUUUGAUGAUUCCUUUGAGCACGAGGUAUGGCAGGAUGCCUCGUCUUUCCGGCUGAUCUUCAUCGUGGAUGUGUGGCACCCAGAGCUGACACCCCAGCAGAGGCGCAGCCUUCCUGCAAUUUAG